Molecule: messenger RNA, 3330 nt
Organism: Callorhinchus milii (elephant shark)
Lineage: Eukaryota; Metazoa; Chordata; Chondrichthyes; Chimaeriformes; Callorhinchidae
Product: exportin-1-like
Exons: 25
Coding region: 99-3308 (1069 amino acids)
Biological process (GO): ribosomal large subunit export from nucleus; ribosomal small subunit export from nucleus; protein export from nucleus
Cellular component (GO): cytoplasm; nucleus
Molecular function (GO): nuclear export signal receptor activity; small GTPase binding
Source: RefSeq, a predicted model, not a curated record
CAACUCCCCCCCCCUCCCAUCUCCUAAUUGUGGGAUACAUUUUGCAACGGAGUUUCCAGCCCCAUCCGAGGAGGAUUUUCUCACCUUAUUCGGACCUCAUGCCAACAAUUAUGACUACAGAUCACCCUGCUCGUCAGCUUCUGGACUUCACGCAGAAGCUCGACAUCAACCUGCUGGACAAUGUGGUCAACUGCUUGUAUCACGGGGAAGGUUCCCAGCAACGAAUGGCACAGGAGAUACUGACACAUUUAAAGGAGCAUCCAGAUGCCUGGACCAGGGUCGACACGAUCCUAGAAUUCUCCCAGAAUAUGAACACAAAGUACUAUGCUUUGCAGAUCCUGGAAAAUGUCAUUAAAACACGAUGGAAGAUUCUUCCUCGGAAUCAGUGUGAUGGAAUAAAAAAGUAUGUCGUUGGCCUAAUUAUUAAAACAUCUUCAGAAAACAUGACCUUGGAGAAAGAUAAAGUUUACCUGGGCAAACUCAACAUGAUACUUGUACAGAUCCUCAAGCACGAGUGGCCUAAAAACUGGCCGACGUUUAUAAGCGACAUCGUGGGAGCGAGCCGGACCAGCGAGUCUCUGUGUCAGAACAACAUGGUGAUCCUCAAGCUGCUGAGUGAGGAGGUGUUUGACUUCUCCAGUGGGCAGAUGACCCAGGUCAAAGCCAAGCAUUUGAAGGACAGCAUGUGCAACGAGUUUUCCCAGAUAUUCCAGCUGUGUCAGUUUGUCAUGGAAAACUCUCAGAAUGCUCCUCUGGUCCACGCCACAUUGGAGACGCUGCUGCGGUUCCUCAACUGGAUACCUUUGGGUUACAUCUUCGAGACCAAACUCAUCACCAGCUUAGUGUACAAGUUCCUGAACGUGCCGAUGUUCCGGAACGUGACGCUUAAGUGCCUGACGGAGAUCGCAGGCGUCAGCGUCAGCCAGUACGACGAGCAAUUUGUCAGCUUAUUCACCUUGACCCUCGGUCAGCUCAAACAGAUGCUCCCGGCCAAUACCAACAUCCGCUUGGCCUACGCCAACGGGAAGGAUGACGAGCAGAACUUCAUCCAGAACCUGAGCCUGUUCCUCUGCACCUUCCUGAAGGAGCAUGGAGCACUGGUGGAGAGGACGCUGGAGCUCAGGGAGGGACUGCUGGAUGGGCUGAACUACAUGAUCCUCAUCUCGGAGGUGGAGGAGAUCGAGAUCUUUAAGAUCUGCCUGGAAUACUGGAACCAUCUGGCGGAGGAGCUUUACCGGGAGAACCCCUUCUCCAUCAGUGCCUCCCCGGCGUUGGGAAACCCCCACAGUGACGUGCCGCCACGGAGACAGAUCUACCUACCCGUCCUCUCCAAGGUGAGACUGAUAAUGAUCAGCCGGAUGGCCAAACCAGAGGAGGUGCUGGUGGUGGAGAACGAACAAGGGGAGGUGGUUCGAGAGUUUAUGAAGGACACAGACUCCAUCAAUUUGUAUAAAACCAUGAGAGAAACGCUGGUGUACCUCACCCACCUGGACUACGCUGACACGGAGUGUAUAAUGACCGAGAAGCUGCACAACCAGGUGAACGGCACCGAAUGGUCCUGGAAAAACCUCAACACCUUGUGCUGGGCCAUCGGCUCCAUCAGCGGAGCCAUGCACGAGGAGGAUGAGAAACGAUUCCUCGUCACAGUUAUCAAGGAUCUGCUGGGUCUGUGUGAGCAGAAGCGAGGGAAGGACAACAAGGCCAUCAUCGCCUCCAACAUCAUGUACGUGGUGGGGCAGUACCCUCGCUUCCUCCGCGCUCACUGGAAGUUCCUCAAGACUGUGGUCAACAAGCUGUUUGAGUUUAUGCAUGAAACCCACGAUGGAGUGCAAGACAUGGCGUGUGACACGUUCAUCAAAAUAGCGCAGAAAUGCCGACGUCACUUUGUUCAGGUGCAGGUGGGCGAAGUGAUGCCGUUCAUCGACGAGAUUCUCACCAACAUCAACACCAUCAUCUGUGACCUGCAGCCUCACCAGGUUCACACGUUCUAUGAAGCCGUGGGCUACAUGAUCGGGGCACAGACAGACCAGACUGUACAGGAACACCUGAUAGAGAAGUACAUGCUGCUUCCCAACCAGGUGUGGGACAGCAUCAUUCAGCAAGCCACCAAGAACGUUGACAUAUUGAAGGACGCGGAGACGGUGAAGCAGCUGGGCAGCAUCCUGAAAACCAACGUGCGGGCGUGCAAGGCCGUGGGGCACCCGUUCGUCAUCCAGCUGGGCCGCAUCUACCUCGACAUGCUCAACGUGUACAAGUGUCUGAGUGAAAACAUCUCCGCAGCCAUCCAGGCCAAUGGUGAAGUGGUCACCAAACAACCGCUGAUCAAAAGCAUGCGGACUGUGAAGCGAGAGACCCUGAAGCUGAUCUCCGGGUGGGUGAGCCGCUCGUCGGACCCUCAGCUGGUGGCCGAGAACUUUGUUCCGCCGCUGCUGGACGCGGUGCUGAUCGACUACCAGAGGAACGUGCCAGCAGCCCGCGAGCCCGAGGUGCUGAGCACCAUGGCCACCAUCGUCAACCGGCUCGAGAACCACAUCACGGCUGAGGUGCCCCAGAUCUUUGACGCCGUGUUCGAGUGCACCCUGGACAUGAUCAACAAGGACUUUGAAGAGUUUCCCGAACACAGGACUAACUUCUUUCUACUUCUUCAAGCAGUCAAUAUGUACUGCUUCCCUGCCUUCCUGAACAUCCCUCCAGCCCAAUUCAAAUUGGUCCUCGACUCCAUUAUUUGGGCUUUCAAACACACCAUGAGGAACGUAGCUGACACGGGGCUGUCUGUGUUGUACAUCUUGCUGCAGAACGUUGCUCAGGAGGCUGGAGCUGCCCAGAGCUUUUACCAGACCUACUUCUGUGACAUCCUCCAGCACAUUUUCUCGGUGGUGACGGACACCUCUCACACGGCAGGCCUGACGAUGCAUGCCACUAUCUUGGCGUACAUGUUCAGCUUGGUGGAGGAUGGGAAGAUCACGCUCUCGCUCAGCCCCUCCACUCCCACCGUCAACAACCAGCUGUUUGUCCAGGAAUUUGUGGCCAACCUUCUGAAGACGGCUUUCCCUCACCUACAGGACGCACAGAUAAAGAUCUUUGUGACCGGACUGUUCAGUCUGAACCAAGACAUUGCCUCGUUCAAGGAACACCUACGGGACUUCCUGGUACAGAUAAAGGAAUUCGGGGGCGAGGACACUUCAGACCUGUUCCUGGAGGAGCGGGAAGCUGCCCUGCGACAAGCCCAGGAAGAGAAGCGGAAAAUUCAGAUGACGGUCCCGGGAAUCCUGAACCCGCACGAAAUAGCGGAGGAGAUGUGCGACUGAAUGCAACACGGUGUGGACGAAC